Lichtheimia ornata is the source of this 297-nucleotide messenger RNA. RefSeq lists its product as uncharacterized. Bases 1 to 297 code for a protein of 98 amino acids. The transcript has 3 exons. The record is from RefSeq and is a predicted model, not a curated record. NCBI's taxonomy places the organism in Eukaryota, Fungi, Mucoromycota, Mucoromycetes, Mucorales, Lichtheimiaceae.
AUGGAUCAUCCAUUUCGGCCAAAUCCAUCAUUUGGAGCGAGUCAUGCAGCUCAUUUGCAUAGCGUGCAACUCCUGUUUGGGCAGGCCUCAGAAGAUCAUAUGCCUAUGCCGCCUCAUGACAAAGACCGUAAUAGGCAAAAUGUGCUUCGACAGAUUAUGCACCACCAUAACCGUAAGUUUGCAUCCCGUGGUUAUCCAAAUCGGGAUACGGCCUCAGCGGAAGAAUUGAAGAACCAGGACAAUAUCCAGAAAGCCGCUGUCCCUGGACCCGUCAACCAUCAUGAAGUAUUCUCCUGA